UUCAACAUGAAACCUGGAGUUUAUCAGUUUUUGGUGGGGUGUUUUGCAGCCCUUGGAUCCUUUUUAUUCGGCUAUGACUUAGGUGUCAUAGCUGAAGUUGUUGCGUCGGACUCCUUCAAGACUUUAUUUCUCCAGCAAAAUGCGAACUCUCGAUCUGGGACUGUGGUGGCCCUCUUUACAGGAGGCUGUUUUACUGGGGCCCUUGGUGCUGGAUUUUCUGACAGACUUGGUCGUCGAGGCACUAUUCUUAUGGCUUGCUGCAUCUUCGUUGUUGGUGGUACGAUUCAAACAGCAGGUGUCACCAUCGGUAUGUUAUAUGCUGGAAGGUUUAUUGCAGGAAUUGGUGUUGGAUUUUUGACCAUGAUAAUUCCCAUAUAUCAAUCCGAGAUCUCACAUCGCCGUAUUCGAGGUAGAAUCACCAGUCUUCAGCAACUUUUCAACGCUCUAGGACAGAUCUUCGCCACGUGGGCUGGCUACGGUUGUUUUGUGACCUGGGAUGGAACCGGUAACAGUCGUUCAUGGCGGAUUCCGCUCGCGAUCCAAAUCAUCCCAGCUCUUUUCCUUGGGGGACUGGUGUACCUCUUCCCAGAAAGUCCGAGAUGGCUGUGUGACCACGAUCAACCCGAACAAGGGCUCAAAAACUUAGCCCACUUGCACGCCUAUGACGACACCAAAGAUUCCUAUGUCAUCGCCGAGUUCAACCUCAUCCAAGCCCAAAUAGCAGAAGAACACUCCCAAAAGUCCAAAACUUACCUCGAUCUCUUCAGAGACUGGCCCAACCUCAGGCGGACUAUCCUGAUGAUGAUGAUCCAAGCCAGUUGCCAAAUGACCGGAGUCAGCGCCAUCCAGUAUUUCUCCCCUCAAAUCUUUGCUCAGAUCGGGAUUCCCACCGACACGACGCUUCUUUUGCAAGCCGUCAAUGCCAUCAUUGCUUUCCUCGGGACCGCGGUCUGCAUUGCAGUGAUUGACAACGUUGGGAGAAGACCACUGGAAAUUUAUGGCGCGAUUAUAAUGAGCGGGACAUUCAUCGUCAACGCCAUCUUGAUCGCAGUUUUCCCAGCGACAGUUUCAAACACUGGGGCACACUGGGGCUUCAUCGUCAUGACUUGGGUCUUCAACUUCGUAUUCUUCGUCACCAGCGGUCCCCUCUCAUGGGCUAUUCCUGCCGAGCUUUUCGGUACAGCCAUGCGUACAAAGGGUGUAUCGUGGGGGGCGAUGACCUCCUUCGCUUUCAACACUAUGAUCGGCCAGAUCACUCCAAUUGCCAUAUCGUCCAUCGGCUGGAAGUUUUACAUUAUUUUCAUCGUCUGUAAUUUGACAAGUGCGCUCUUCUUCUGGGCGUUCCUUCCAGAGACGAAGGGACUUAACUUGGAGGACAUGGAUGAGCUGUUUUACAACUCGCCGACUUUUGUACCUGGCUCACACUGGAAACCGAGUUCUCAUGUUGAUAGCGAUGCUGCAGAGGUCAAGGAACAGGAAGAGAGCGAUGUUGGGACUGGAAAAUCGGAUUAUGCAGGUGCAGGUGGGGUUCCGACAGACCAGCAGGUUGAACGCGUCCAAUUGAAGGAAUAGGCAUCUGUGGGUGUAACUGGGUAGAAGUCAAGAUGCUUCGGGCUUGUUUGAUACUAGAUGAUAGAAUCGUAGGGCUUGGUCGUGGGAGUGUGAGUGGUUAUGGUAAUACUCUAGUCACUGUUUGAGCCUGCGUACAUGAG
Hyaloscypha bicolor E is the source of this 1712-nucleotide messenger RNA. RefSeq names its product general substrate transporter. Gene Ontology annotation, cellular component: membrane. The transcript has 2 exons. Gene Ontology annotation, molecular function: carbohydrate:proton symporter activity. Bases 7 to 1572 code for a protein of 521 amino acids. Lineage: Eukaryota; Fungi; Ascomycota; Leotiomycetes; Helotiales; Hyaloscyphaceae. Gene Ontology annotation, biological process: transmembrane transport; carbohydrate transport. The record is from RefSeq and is a predicted model, not a curated record.